AUGGCGAUGAUGAUGGCUGGCCGUGUGCUGCUGGUGUGUGCCCUCUGCGUGCUGUGGUGCGGUGCCUGUGGGGUUUAUGCGAGGGACCGCGACAACAGCGCAGUGGGUGGCUGCAUGGCGUCAGGAGUGUUGGAUACGAGAAGAUUGUAUAUGCCAAGAAGAUGUAACAAAACUGCUGUUACGCUGCCUUUGCGGCAUGUCUUUCCCAUUUCUGCCGUUGGAGCCUCGACUGACGGACAAGUUUCUGGUAAAAUUGAUGGUGGUUUGUUUCCAAUUCCGGCACCAGCACUACCACCAGCGCCAAAUACACCGAAAGCUCCAGAAGCCCCAACAUCACAUGGCGUGAGUCAACCUGCUGUUGGUGUUCAUUCUGGUGAUGGAACCCCUUCGCUUCAUAUUCCUAAUGUUGACAGUUCUGUCGGUGGCGGUUCUGGACAAAGUGGCAAUUCUAACGGAAGUGUAGUUUCCGUUAUGGAGCCGCCUUCUACUGUUGUUGUUAUUUCUCCAUCCUCCGUUUCCCCUGAAGUUGAUGGUUUACAGAACAAAGACGGUCCGCCCUCUAAUCUGAAAUUGGGAUCUCCAGCAAUAAGUGUAGAGUCAGGAAAAAUCCUUGUAGGGCACAACGGGGAGACAGAAAAGGAUUCAACCCCCGAUGAUGGUCCAGAGUCCUCUCGUAUACAAGAAGAAACAGAAUCUCGAGCUACGACUGAGGAAGCACGUGGAAGCGAAGCGGGGCAGAGUGGAGUGGGGACGAACGGCCCUUCCAACGUGUUGUCUACCGAAAGCCAACAGCAAAAUCGAGAAACAACAGUAACAGAAACAAAACCACCACCACCGUCGCCAGGAAAACAAAUACCGGCAGUAUCAUUACCACCGGGAGUAGAUGCACCUGCAGCUCUCUCACCAGGGCCCCAAGCAUCAUCACCGGAACCAUCACGAGCAGCGGAAGAUCCAGAAGAAGAGAAAAGAAUCCUACCAGCAACAACAGCUUCACAUAAUUCAAAAGGAGAAACGCACAAAGCGUCAUCCUUACGAACCGAAACGGUGUCCGCGGCACCGAAACCGCCUUCACCGGAUGUCGUGCUUGAGCAAAACAGCGAAGGCACAGUCACAAAGGAUGCGAUGAAGACGGAUGCAUAUACGGAUGGCCCAGCGGCAACAUCAGAAUCAUCUAUCUCCACAAGUGACAGUGGUGUUGUUCAGGAUAAGACGGAAGAGGAGGAUGACAAUGAACAACGGCGUGAAGCCAAAGGACCGCACAAUGACCCCCAUGCCGGAAAUACCAACGAUGCUCCUACAGCCAGUGUUACAGCAGCAGAAACAGUGAAAACGAUUACCACCCAAACAAAUACUACAUCUAAGUCUGGCGACAGUGACGGCAGCACCACGGCCUCCCACACCACUUCCCCUCUUUUGCUUCUUCUUUUUGUUGUUGCGUGUGCGGCUGCUGCUGCGGUGGUGGCCGCGUGA
Messenger RNA from Trypanosoma cruzi, 1470 nucleotides. RefSeq names its product mucin-associated surface protein (MASP), putative. The coding region runs from base 1 to 1470 and encodes 489 amino acids. The transcript has a single exon. NCBI's taxonomy places the organism in Eukaryota, Euglenozoa, Kinetoplastea, Trypanosomatida, Trypanosomatidae. The record is from RefSeq and is a predicted model, not a curated record.